Molecule: messenger RNA, 383 nt
Organism: Staurois parvus
Lineage: Eukaryota; Metazoa; Chordata; Amphibia; Anura; Ranidae
Source: the annotation of a GenBank genome assembly
GCGGCGAUCGCCGGUGCGCUGUGUCCCUCGGACACAGCAGAUCACGGAAAGAGCUGAAGAUGUCGGCUUGGUCAUGUGAUCAGCUGUGUCCAAUCACAGCUGAUCACAUGGCACUGAUGAUCAGUGUGGCCCCAGAAGUGGCACCUGUCAGUGCCAGCAGUCAGUGCCACAUCAAUGCCACAUAUCAGUGCCCAUCUGAGCUGCCUUUCAAUAUCACCCAUCAGUGCCAGUCAGUGCCACCUAUCAAUGCCAUAUAUCAGUGUCAUGCAUCAGUGCUGCCUUUCAGUGCCCAUCAGUGAUGCCUGUCAAUGCCCAUCAUUGCCUACCUACCAGUGCCACCUAUCAGUGCCCAUCACUGCAGCCUCAUUAGCGCACAUCAGUGA